UUAGUUCAGCCCGGUGAAAAAGAUCAGAAUGUUGAUCAAACGAUGUCAAAAUAGCACGUGCGCGGUCUGUUUACUUGCAUUCGUACACUUGCCGGUGUUGCAGGUUUUCGUUUCGGUUGGAAUUUCCUCAAAAAGUAGCCGUAAAAAUGGGUGGAAGCUCGAAAAAGUUCAAAAAAGCAGAAAAAUCCAAGAUCAAACUAAAGGGAGCCAAACUCCCGAAAGGUGCCAAUGUGACGAAAACAAACUUCAAAGUGCGCAAAAUAGUCGUACCGGAUCAGCUGAAGCAGCGUAAUCUGACCAACGCAGCGGUACUGUCCAACAAAAACUUAACCCUGAAGGAUUGCCUCGCCAAACUGAAGCUCAACAAUGUGUCGUCCAAAAUCGAAGGACUGCGCGGAGUGCGAGAAAUCAUCACGAAAAUGCCGUCGGAGCUGCACCGGAUGCUCAGCUCGGUGGUCAAAGACGUCUCCAGCCUUUCCAUCGACAUUGAGCACGAUGUGCGGAGGGACGCGUACAAAACACUCGGAUGCAUACUGGCCGCUUGUGGGCAGUCCGUGAUGGUUCCGUUCUAUGAGGUGCUGUUGUCCUUUCUGCGCUGCAGCAUGACCCACAUUCAGUCGCGAAUCCAGGAAGAUUCGCUCCUGCUGCUGGAUGUACUGCUCCAGUACCUGCCGGAGCUGGUUGUGGCCAACCGGGACAAGAUACUGCCGCAGUUUUUGGACAUGAUUUCGAAGCUGAGAACGGAAUCCAAACCGGGCCGCACGCUGACGAUCAAUCUCGACAAGCAGUCGACAAGUACGCGGUGGCGCGUGAAGGUGCUCUCGCGGUUGACGGGAAUAUUGAAAAUUCUUAUCGACAGCAAGCGGACAAAAAAUGAAACAGCAGAGCCGCUAGAGGAAGCUGUUUCGCUGGCGGAAGAUGUAGAUAAUCCGUUUGCUUCCAAGGUACCCGAUUAUCAACCGGACAAAGCGGUACAAAUCAAUUACACGUUCGAUAGAGCCAGCACAAUGUUUUUACCAAUCCAAAAGCGUCACCUCUAUACGACCUGCCCGAUGGAUGUGUUGUUCCGCAAGACGACCGGCACGGAUAAAGACCUCUCGCUGGGCGAUCGGGUCGAUGACGGCCGCAAGCUCAAGAUGUACGUGGAGAUGCUGAUGCCAGUGCUGUUUGAAUCCUGGCUAGAGGUCCGACCAACCGGUACCGGUGCGGAACCGGGACAGGAGCACGCCCUAACGCAGGAAGCGGCCGCCACGCUCGAACUGUUGAUGGCCAUUUUCAUACAGCUUUGGGAUUUGACCGUUCAGUACUGCGGUGAAACAAACAACGACGAUAUGAAACGCUGGUUCCGGGAGGAGUACGGUGCCAAAUUCUGUACCCACAUUCUCGGCGGCUUCCCGUACUACCAGUCCGGCACGGAGACGAAAAGCCAACAGCCCAAGCGAUCCAAAACGACGGCUCCGAUUUUGAGCGAAAAAACGGUCGAUGAUCACUGCUAUCGGCAUAACUUCAACAUCUGCUACUUUUACUGCUGCCUGCAUGAGCAGUUCCGCGGAGGGAAGAAAAAGUCCCAGCCGUACACGAAAAUUGUCGAGUACGUGAAGCGGUGCGUAAUGAACUGGAAGUUCCGCGGUGCCGAAGCAACGAACCUGUUGCUGCAAGUCCUGCGCUACAUGCUACUCGAGACCGACUGUAUGGCGGUUAAUCAGGAAACGCGCACGCUGCUCCAAACGCUGCUGGAGGUGUACAUAACGGCGAAGCUGCCGCAGGAAAUCCGCAACCGCAUUUUGGUGCUGUUUUGUGACAUUAUCGUGGGCAGCGAUUCGCUAUGGCGCCGGUACGGCCAGGAGCUGUUUACGCUCUGGCUCAAGAUGUUGCCCAACUUGCUGUGCAAACCGUCGAUCGAUAUGGAGGUGCUGAAGGCGCUGCUUUGUCUGGGGCAGCGUGGCAACGUACCGUUCCUGGAGGUGCUAGAAGCGAAUGCGAAGCAGAUUGUGGCGAACAUGGAAACGAUUCGUGUUACGAAUGAAGCGGAACAGGGCGAAGGCUUUGUACUGAUAUGUAAUUUACUGUUCUAUGUUCGCAAACGGGAACUGAUCAGAGAGUUGAUCGAUUUCGAUGCGCUGGGACUGAAGGACGCUACGCAAAGGGAACGCUUGUGUAGUACGCUAGAACUUAAGCUAGGAAUGUUACAGGAGUAAGUAAUACAAAUAUCAGUAAAAAUGAUAAGAAAUAAAAAAAAAUCAAAGAAAUUCAUAACAA
Anopheles coluzzii is the source of this 2259-nucleotide messenger RNA. RefSeq names its product testis-expressed protein 10. NCBI's taxonomy places the organism in Eukaryota, Metazoa, Arthropoda, Insecta, Diptera, Culicidae. The transcript is spliced from 2 exons. Bases 147 to 2198 code for a protein of 683 amino acids. The record is from RefSeq and is a predicted model, not a curated record. Gene Ontology annotation, cellular component: MLL1 complex; nucleus.